AUGGUCAGUCCGGGUAUCAGCAUGGAGGAAGACGGCAUGGAUUUUGCGCUUUCUCAAGCCCUAGAUAUUAUUGAGGCCGAAGAAUCCCUAAACGAAUUGUCGCUGACCCAAACAGUUGAACUGUAUGAAGUCGAACCUGCUGAUUUUGGUGAGUUUUCUAUGCUGCAAGAAUUUGAUGCGAUAAUCCCUGACGAUAUUCAAGAAAACAAACGUUUUGCAUCGCCCGUCGAAGAGGAGGAAAUAGACAAUAUUAAAAAGUCGUAUGAAAGCAAAAACACGCGGAAAAACACAAACUGGAGUGUUAGUACAUUUCAGGAAUGGAGAAAAAACAGAAUACAAAUUACUGAAGCGUCCAUGCCUGAAUUGACUCUAACAACUAAUGAAACCGAAAUGAAUGACAUAAUGACAAGGUUUGUCCUUGAGUCGAGGCGUAAAGAUGGUGCGCAGUACCCACCAAGAUCUCUGUAUCAGUUGUGCGUGGGCGUCCUGAGGUAUCUUCGAGAAAAUGGAAACAGUUUAAACUUUUUGGAUGAAAAAAAUCUCAAUUUUCAAGGAUUUCGACGAGCGCUGAGUGCGAAAAUGUCUGAGCUUACUGCUCAGGGAGUUGGAGUCAUAAAACGACAAGCUGAACCCCUGUCCGAAAAAGACGAAAAAAUUCUUUGGGAGAAAAACAUUUUAGGGAAUUCGUCUUCAAAAUCAUUACUGAAUUCAGUCUUUUUUUACAAUUGCAAACUAUUUGGUUUAAGAAGUGUCGACGAACAUAGGAACCUAUCGAUUGAUCAGUUUGAGCUUCACGAUGAUGGAAAUGAAAGACCGUACAUCAUUUUCAAAGGGCGCAUCAGUAAAACUUACAAAGGUGGUCUGAACCAGCGGAAUAUUUCGCCAAAAAUCAUCAAGCAUAUGUUCUGUGAUGAUGAGUUGUACAACGUGUAUAAGGAGUAUGUUUGCCUCAUCCUUAGUCUUGACAGUGAUCCGACCGCACCCUUCUAUAGACGAGCGUUAGACGGCAGGAAAUUUAGCAAGCAGUGCAUCGGCGUCAACAGACUGUCAACCAUGAUGAAAUCCAUGUGUCAAGAAGGCGGGUUGGAGGGUAAUUGUACCAAUCACUCCGGGAAGCGUACAUGUGCGACCGCGUUAUAUCAGGCGGGAAUAGAGGAACAAGAAAUUAUGGCCCGAACGGGCCAACGUUCCAUAGAAUCUGUUCGACAGUAUAAAAGAGCAUCAGAUGAAAUAGUAAUGGAGGUAUCGAACGUCUUAGAGCCAAAACGCAUCAAGAUAAAAUCAGAGGAAGCAACUUCUACUAUUUCUGCAUCUGCCUCCCCAGAUCCGCCACCCUCCAUGGAUACAGACGUUCCUGGUCCAAUUUUCACCCACUGUACCUUUAAUUUCGGCGGAUUUUAACUGGGGUA
This is a messenger RNA of Saccostrea cuccullata (small rock oyster), 1409 nucleotides long. RefSeq lists its product as uncharacterized. The transcript is spliced from 2 exons. The coding region runs from base 1 to 1401 and encodes 466 amino acids. The record is from RefSeq and is a predicted model, not a curated record. Gene Ontology annotation, biological process: DNA integration; DNA recombination. Gene Ontology annotation, molecular function: DNA binding. Lineage: Eukaryota; Metazoa; Mollusca; Bivalvia; Ostreida; Ostreidae.